AUGCCCAAGAGGAAGGUCAGCUCUGCUAAAGAGUCCAAGAGGAGAUCAGUAAGGUUGUUGGCUAACCCAGCUCCUGCAAAAGUGGAAACGAAGCUCAAGAAGGUAGCCAGGAAAGAUAAGUCAUCAGACAAAAAAGUGCAAGCAAAGGGCAAGAGAGGAGCAGAGGGAAAAGAGGCCAAAGAGGCUACCCAAGCUAAAUAAGAUUGACCUGCAGAAAUUGGAGAAACUAGAAAUGAGGAGCAUCCAACCUCUGAGGAAGCAGAAGAGAAGGAAAUCAAGACUGAUUCAUAUCAUACACUGUGUUUUAUCAGCAGUCCCUGUCUCCCUUCUUGUACCAUCCAGAGGAGUAUUUUUAUCAACUAUUUUGUAAAUGUAAGGUUUCUGGUAGUUCUAGACACAUUUUUAAAGAGGCAAGCCCACCUCAUCCCAUUUUCUAAGCAUAAGUGA
Lepus europaeus (European hare) is the source of this 447-nucleotide messenger RNA. RefSeq names its product non-histone chromosomal protein HMG-14-like. Gene Ontology annotation, molecular function: nucleosomal DNA binding. The transcript has a single exon. Gene Ontology annotation, cellular component: nucleus; chromatin. Gene Ontology annotation, biological process: chromatin organization. The record is from RefSeq and is a predicted model, not a curated record. NCBI's taxonomy places the organism in Eukaryota, Metazoa, Chordata, Mammalia, Lagomorpha, Leporidae.